This is a messenger RNA of Alternaria rosae, 1499 nucleotides long. RefSeq lists its product as uncharacterized. Gene Ontology annotation, molecular function: metal ion transmembrane transporter activity. The record is from RefSeq and is a predicted model, not a curated record. The transcript is spliced from 5 exons. Gene Ontology annotation, biological process: metal ion transport; transmembrane transport. Bases 1 to 1497 code for a protein of 498 amino acids. Gene Ontology annotation, cellular component: membrane. NCBI's taxonomy places the organism in Eukaryota, Fungi, Ascomycota, Dothideomycetes, Pleosporales, Pleosporaceae.
AUGAAGAAGACAACCUUGUCUCGGCAACUGAAUGCUGAUACCCAACCCUUUGAUGAGUUCCGGAGGAGAGCGGUAGCAGCUGCGGCGAAGCAUCCAAAAGUGAUACACGCUAGUAUGACACUGGACCUUUGCGAAUGGCUUGAUGGCGCCGAUGAAGGUGCUGGAAAUCUUGACCUGGCAUCCGUCCAAAAACUUGAGGCGGAAAGCAGAGGAACUGUUCGGGUGAUCUUUGCGCCACGAGACAUACCGACACCGGGCGCGGAAGCGUUGCUUGAGUUGUUCGAGACAUGCGGUAUUCCAAGUGCUUUUGUCGAUGAAAGCCUGCGAGACGUUUCGCAAUCUUUCGCAGCGCGCGAAGACGCCGAUGGCACGACAUGGAUCUGGUUCCACCUCUUGUGCAAAACUUUGGCAAUAGUAGAGAACAAAAUCGUGCCAAAUCAAGACCCCGUAGAGGUCGAGGGUAAACAGCCUAAAAGUCGACAAUCGGCGCAAGCUCAGAGUCAGGCGAACUUCUCUUGGAUCAAACCGGGUAUCGUACUGAAGAUUCGGAAGCAGUCAGAUACUCCGCCCACGCCGGUACGAACGUCAACUUCUGACAGCGAUACGACAUUGACAGCCACUUCCACUCCAGCCAGGGUGGAGCUGAUUUGUUUUGGCGCGCCUAACACACUACGGGAUCGGAUCCUGGCACUGACGAAGACGACACCGUGCCAGGCAUUACUGGACGACCCGCACAUACUGCUCGAGCUCGUUUUCGAAGAGAUGUACAAGAUCCUCGACUGGACUACCUGGGCUGUGUCGGAUACGUUCGGGCCAUUGGAAACUCAAACUCUAGGGAUAGCCAGUAGGGUUGGCAAAGCGACGGAAGAGCUACCCAAGGACCUCUUCACUGGGCUCCACAACCUCGCGAAGCAUGCCAUAUACCUCCGCGAGAACUGUGAAGCAGCCCUAGCAACACUAGACGAUCUCUACAGCCACUACGUAGUGGUAAUGGGCGCCAAUCCGUGCACGCUACAGAGACAAACCCGAGAGGCGCUCAAGUACAGACAAACCCUAUUCGAAUCGACGCAGCGACGGUUGGCGAGCCUCAAUGCGCGAAUCUCGAACAUCAUCGAGCUGUCAUUCAACAUCGUCACGCAGGGCGAUAGCAAGUUGAUGCAGUCGGAGAACCAGAGUAUGAAGACGAUCGCGGUUAUGACGCUUUGGUUCAUGCCUCUAGGCACGGUGUCAUCCAUCUUUGGUAGCCAGUUCAUGAAGCUGCAGGAUGAGUGGCCGCAUCAUAUCACCGUAUCGCAAGACUUUUGGCUGAUGUGGGUCAUUGCGGUUCCUCUGACCAUCGCAGUCCUGACCAUUUGGCGGGUGUGGUACAUGGACGCAAGGUCCAGAUUGAUAGACGGGUUAGAAGUGAAGAAAGGCGAGCAUGGCUAUAUGGGAUGGAAGACGUUACCUCAGACGCUGCGUCGGGUAAAGGCGAGGAAGGGUGUGUCGGAUGUGUGAGC